AUGGCUAACCAUGCAUCGCCCGAGCAGCUUCCCAGCAUGGUUCGCAAGCCAAAAGCUGUCUGGCCGGGCCUUGCCAGGAUGGGUAUGUACCAGAAGCAGAUAGCAGGCGAUGGCAAUUGUCUCUUUGCAUCUCUCUCUGAUCAGUUGUAUGGCACUCCGGCCAAACAUCCCGAAAUUCGUGCAAACAUCAUCGAACACAUGCGGACUUUUCGGCCUCUCUUCGAGCACUACGUACACAAAGAUGACGUGCAACAACGCCGAACCCUUCGUUCCGCCAAGUCGACUGCCCGUCAAGAUCCAGAAGACGCGUUUGAGGAAUACUUGACUCUCAUGUCACGCAGCGGUACCUACGGUGGAGAACCCGAGUUGGUUGCCUUCUGCCAGGUCUACGAUCAGGAUGUCACGGUGCACCUGCCACGCAUCAAGAAUUUCGAUAGAGACUCGAUUUCAUACACCAACGAACACCGCGAGACUUCAGUUCCACUGCCUGCAUUGCACAUAUGCUAUGGAGGAGACGAGGUCACUCGAGCACACUAUGAUUCAGCUCGGAGCAGAGAUGGUUCAACCCCUAGAGGCGCAAAAAGUCCUUUGCUCAAGCCUUCAGACAGCCCUCGCAAUGCCCUUGCCACUGUCGCCUCGGAGCCAGGGCACAUUCUUACAAACAGAACAAUUCGAAGUGAUAGAUCUGUCCUGUCUACCGAACUCAUCCAGGAUAUCCUGCAGCGAAGCAAGAAAGAAGUCGAUUCCGCACUAGAACAAGCCGGGGAAAAGUACCGUGCUAGGAGUCCUUCUGUGACAUCCUCACAACGCAGCUCAAGUUCCAAAAGAUCUUUAGACGACGACGGAGAGCCGAUUCGCUCCAGCAAGAGGACUGACAGAAGAAAGACUCGGAGCACUCGACGGCGGGCGGAGGUUGUGGCUGCGGCUUCUGACCCUGAACCUGAGCGUCUUCUGCCUCAGACUGUCGAGUUGGUAACUCCCGGAACGCCUGCAAGCACCCAAGACACUGAUGCCUCCUCUGACAACCCGCUCACUGAAGAUGAGCAGGGCCCCGAUAAGCCGGGAUCUGUUGCGCUAGCCGACGACAAUGAGAACCCCGAGCUUACGGCGCGUGCAGCAAAGCUACGUGCCAAAGGGCACACACGGACUUCUCUCCACAUCGUCACCAAUGGAGCACAGCUUGCUGAUUCGGCCACUCCGAGACAAAUGUCAGUUGCAGAGAGGCCCAAGUCUACUUUACGAGCAUAG
Exophiala dermatitidis NIH/UT8656 is the source of this 1248-nucleotide messenger RNA. RefSeq lists its product as uncharacterized. Lineage: Eukaryota; Fungi; Ascomycota; Eurotiomycetes; Chaetothyriales; Herpotrichiellaceae. Gene Ontology annotation, biological process: protein deubiquitination. The coding region runs from base 1 to 1248 and encodes 415 amino acids. Gene Ontology annotation, molecular function: cysteine-type deubiquitinase activity. The transcript is spliced from 2 exons. The record is from RefSeq and is a predicted model, not a curated record.